Danaus chrysippus (African queen) is the source of this 216-nucleotide messenger RNA. NCBI's taxonomy places the organism in Eukaryota, Metazoa, Arthropoda, Insecta, Lepidoptera, Nymphalidae. The record is from the annotation of a GenBank genome assembly.
AUGUGUCCGUCAUUAGUGUCAUUACGUGAUUCGCAAGGAAAGGGAAGAUCUGACAUUAAAUUAUCAAUACACAACUUCGGAGUAUCGGAGGUGUUAGAGGAAAGACGGGACAAUCUCGAGGCAUUAUCGGAUUCCGUGGGUGCCUUACAAUGGAUGUCUCUGACCGAGGAGCUUACACUGUGGGCCCAGUACUUUGUACUCAGUCACUGUGGCUAG